Messenger RNA from Drosophila innubila, 4654 nucleotides. RefSeq names its product histone deacetylase 6 (gene HDAC6). The record is from RefSeq and is a predicted model, not a curated record. The transcript has 9 exons. Gene Ontology annotation, molecular function: histone deacetylase activity; zinc ion binding. The coding region runs from base 849 to 4268 and encodes 1139 amino acids. Gene Ontology annotation, biological process: chromatin organization. NCBI's taxonomy places the organism in Eukaryota, Metazoa, Arthropoda, Insecta, Diptera, Drosophilidae. Gene Ontology annotation, cellular component: histone deacetylase complex.
GCAGCAAGCUGUCGCAUUGAUUUACUCGCUCGCCUGGGUCCGAGAUUCUUGUUCUGGUUCUGCUUUUGGCCUGUUUGUUGUGUUGCCAAUCUUUGUUGCAUCCAGCCGUCAGCCGUCGCGUUUUUUGGCCUUGUGUUCGUUCGAAUUGUGUGUGUUAAUUUAGUUUUUUAUUUUUUUUUUUGCUGCGCGCAUGUGAAUCCGUACAUACAUACGAGUAUAUAUAUUUUUUUUGUUAAACUUGAAAAACAACAACAAACCAUGUGUAUUAUUUAUAAUAACAACAACGAGUACUAAACAUAAAAUCAACUGAAGCGCGACAGCCACGGCAGAAGAGUUGGACAGUGGGACAGGCAGACAGACAGACAGAUAGACGGACAAACGGACUGAAAGACGAAUUGGCAAGAAAACUGACGCAGCGUGAAAGCAAGCGAGAUAGAAAAAACUAUGUAAAGUAAUAAUUACUGCAGCUCUUUAUGUAUGUAUGUAUGUAUAUUUAUAAGAUUUAAAUUAUAGUUCAAACUCAAAUCGAUACGCUGUGAAAAUACGCUGCAAGUUCGUAAACGCUUAUCACGCAACAGUAACAACAACUACAAUCACCAAAAAAAAGUAUUACAUACCGACACAAACACACACAUACAUACACACACACACACACUCAGUGACUUAGGCACACACGCAUUGUUGCGCCCACUUAAAACAAGAGCAAUAGAAAGAGACAAGAGAAUAAGGGGCAGCAAUACAAACAAACAAACAAACCAAACAACAACAGUGAUUGCAUUGCAAGAGACGAGACGCCCACUUUAAGCUCCAGCUUCAAGUUUAGCUCCCACAGCAUCAGGCAAAAAAUAAUGAGCUCACCGAUUGUAACGAGGCGCGGCGCACAACAGGCCAAAAUUCAAACUCGCGCUAUGGUCAAGUCAAAGUUGGCGCCAACGUCAUCAGCUUCAGCGACGUCGUCGUCGACGUCGACGUCAGCGUCAAUGGCUGCAACGGCAUCGAGCGCCAACAGCGGCAAUGCGGCAAGCGGAUUCCGCAAACCGAAUCCAGCGCUUUUGGAGGCAAAACGUCGUGCUCGCAACAUGCUCAAAUCGCAAACCAAUGGAGCAGCUGCCGUGCAGGAGAGUGUAACUGAUAUCUUUCAAAAUGCCGUCAAUGCGAAGAGCAUGCAACGCGGUCCCACAGCUCUGAUCUACGAUGAGUCCAUGAGCCAACACUGCUGCCUGUGGGAUGAUCAGCAUCAGGAGCGUCCCGAACGUUUUACCCGCACCUUAGAACGGUGCAAGGAGCUGAAUCUUAUUGAACGUUGCAUGUCGCUGCCAUCGCGCCUGGCAACAAAAGAUGAAAUCCUCAAGCUCCAUUCGGUGGCCCAUUACGAGUGCCUCGAGAGAACUUCGGGUGUGCAGGACGAGGAGGCUAUGGAGGAAUUGUGCUCCCAUUAUGACGCCAUCUAUAUACAUCCGUCCACAUUUAAGCUUUCAUUAUUGGCAAGCGGCUCGACCAUCGAGCUGGUGGAUCAUCUGCUGACAGGAAAGGCGCAGAAUGGAAUGGCCAUCAUUCGACCGCCGGGUCACCAUGCGAUGAAGGCUGAAUUCAAUGGCUAUUGUUAUUUCAAUAAUGUGGCACUGGCGGCACAGCAUGCACUAGAUGCACAUCAUCUGCAGCGCAUCCUGAUCAUUGACUAUGAUGUGCAUCAUGGCCAGGGUACGCAGCGUUUCUUCUAUAACGAUGAUAGGGUCUUGUAUUUCUCGAUACAUCGCUAUGAGCAUGGCAGCUUCUGGCCGAAUCUGCCGGAAUCGGAUUACCAUGCUAUCGGCGCUGGUUCUGGAACUGGCUACAACUUCAAUGUGCCCCUGAAUGCCAAGGGGAUGGGCAAUGGCGACUAUAUGGCCAUAUUCCAGCAGCUGCUGCUGCCUGUUGCCCUGGAAUAUCAGCCGGAGCUGAUAAUCGUUUCCGCCGGCUAUGAUGCAGCGCUUGGCUGUCCCGAGGGCGAAAUGGAGGUUACACCCGCCUGCUAUCCGCAUUUGCUCAAUCCGCUGCUACGUCUCGCCAACAGCCGUGUGGCUGUGGUGCUCGAGGGCGGCUAUUGUGUGGAGUCGCUGUCCGAGGGCGCCGCCUUAACGCUGCGUGCCCUGCUCGGCGAUCCCUGUCCGCCGUUGGUGGAGCCUCUGCCGUUGCCCAGCGCGGAACUUCGAGACGCGCUGCUCAACUGCAUCUUUGUGCAUCGUCCCUACUGGCGAUGCCUGCAGCUGCAACAGACCUAUGCGGCCAGUGAGCUGCUGGAGGAGCAGCAGCAGCAGCAGCCGACGGACUCCCAGCAGCUGCAUCGCGUGAAACGCUUGUGGUUGGGCGGACCGUUGCCAGAAGGACCGCAGCGUUAUCCAACGCGUGGCACCUCGGCCCAGCUGAGUCCGGAUGUUGUGGCACGCAAUGCGGCACGCUUGCAAAUGCUGCGGGCAGAGACACAACUGUCGGUGCCGGCGGCACGGGUUUGUUACGCCUACGAUCCCCAAAUGCUGCAGCACUUCAAUCUGCACGACACCUCACAUCCGGAGCAGCCAAUGCGCAUACAUCAGAUCCAUCAGAUGCAUCAUGACUAUCAGCUGCUUGAACGCAUGCAUCCGCUGACUGCACGUGCCGCCACCACGGAUGAGGUGUGCCUGGCACAUACGCGUGCGCACCUCAAUUCAGUACGCCGCCUGCAGGGACGCAACGAGGAGGAGCUCCAGCAACUGGGAGCCGGCUACAACUCGGUGUACCUGCAUCCGCGCACCUUCGAGUGCGCCACACUCGCCUCGGGUGCCGUCCUCCAGGCGGUCGACAGCAUCCUACGCGGCGAAUCGCGCAGCGGCAUUUGUAAUGUGCGACCGCCGGGUCACCAUGCCGAGGCGGAUCAACCCCAUGGCUUCUGCAUAUUCAACAAUGUGGCCAUUGCUGCUCAGUAUGCGAUACGCGAAUAUAAUCUAGAGCGCAUCCUCAUCGUCGACUGGGAUGUCCAUCAUGGCAAUGGCACUCAGCACAUCUUCGAGUCCAAUCCCAAGGUUCUCUACAUCAGCGUGCAUCGCUACGAGCACGGCGCCUUCUUUCCCAAGGGACCCGACGGCAACUAUGAUGUUGUGGGCAAGAACGCUGGACGCGGAUUCAAUGUUAACAUACCCUGGAACAAGAAGGGCAUGGGUGAUGUGGAGUAUGCAUUGGCCUUCCAGCAGCUCAUCAUGCCGAUAGCAUAUGAGUUUAAUCCGCAACUGGUGCUGGUAUCGGCAGGCUUCGAUGCGGCAAUUGGUGAUCCAUUGGGUGGCUGCAAGGUGACGCCGGAGGGAUACGGUCUCUUCACGCAUUGGCUGUCGGCACUGGCCGGUGGACGGGUGCUGGUGUGCCUCGAGGGUGGCUACAAUGUCAACUCCAUAUCGUAUGCGAUGACCAUGUGCACCAAAACGCUGCUUGGCGAUCCAAUGCCAACUCCGCAGUUUGGCAUCGCAAGUUCGCAACGUCCGCCAACAGUGGCCUUUCAGAGCUGCAUCGAGACGCUGCAGCAGUGCGUGGAGGUGCAGCGUCAUCACUGGAAAUCGCUGGUGUUCGGCUGCAAGUUGCCGCAGUCGGCGCUGGGCGAGAAUAACAACGAGGAUUUUCUUGCUGCUACAUUGCAGCAGUUGAACAUCUCAAAUGACGAUGCUCAAGGCGCCGCUGGCGGAGCCAUCGACGAUCAGCCCGACUGUGGCCAGGAGCGGCCCAGCGGUAGCAAGCCCAAAGUCAAGGUAAAAACGCUCACCGAGUUUAUGGCGGAGCAUAAGGAGGCACUCGAGCAGCAGGAAAUGUUUGCAAUCUAUCCGCUCAAGAGCUGUCCACACUUGAGACAAUUGCGCCCGGAGGAGGCGCCACAAUCAAUAAAGACGAGCAGUUCAUGCGGCGUUUGUGCCUCGACGGUGGAAAAUUGGUUGUGUCUGACCUGUGAGGCAAUCGGCUGUGGUCGUUAUAUUAACGAGCAUAUGGAGGAGCAUUGUCGGCGGGAGAAGCAUCCGCUGGUGUUGAGCUUUAGCGAUCUGUCCGUGUGGUGCUACGAGUGUAGCGCCUAUAUUGAUCAUCCCCUGCUUUAUGUCUACCAGAAUCUGGCGCAUUUGGAUAAAUUUCAUGAGCCGAUGGCCUGGACACACAGCUGCACAAAGCGGACAGAUGGAUGCUAUUCAACUGACGCGGAUCCCCAGGAUAAGGACAAUGACAACUGCAAUGGCAAUGACAGUGCCUUCUAUAUCCAAUUGGAGCGCAAUAACUGACCCUUGGUGUUGCGUGUACUCAAUGCCCUAACGCAUUAUAUGUGCACGCUGUGCCCUCCGCUCCGACACAUACUGCAGUUCCUCGUGGAGUACAUGUGGCCGCUGCUGGAACGCAUUUACCUUAAGCUGAUCCAUUAUUUUCUGGCCAACUGACGACGUACUCCAUGUACCCAAAAACCAAAAUACACACCGCUGAAGCUAAAGCGUUGGCAUACAAUUCAUUGUUGACUAGGGAGCAAUAGGGUGCACACCUGUAGAUCGGGCAAUGCCAACAGUCACAGUCACAGUCACACCAACAUUUAUACUCGCCUUUGCCCCUUCUUAAGUAAAUAAUAUAUAAUGAUUGUUAAAAUACAAAAUGUUAUCAAUAAAAUAAAUUGACUAUA